AAACAUUGAAGAAACAUUUCAAAUGCCCAAAGGUUGGGCAUCUCCCGCAAAUGCUAAAUUCGGAAAAAAGGGCGGAGGGCAAAGAAUCAAAGCGAAUGUACAAUUUUUUUUAAAUGGAAAUCUAAACCCCAAGGAUAAAAUGACAGCCAAGGAGAUGCUAACCACAAUCCAAAACUGGAUUGGUCGUUAUUCUAGGGAAUUUGAUCAACAAGAAACAGCCAUCGCACUUGAAACUUUUAAAGCUGUGAGUUCUCCGAAUGAAGAAAAUUA
Molecule: messenger RNA, 270 nt
Organism: Racocetra fulgida
Lineage: Eukaryota; Fungi; Glomeromycota; Glomeromycetes; Diversisporales; Gigasporaceae
Source: the annotation of a GenBank genome assembly